This is a messenger RNA of Lolium rigidum, 1430 nucleotides long. RefSeq names its product 4-hydroxy-tetrahydrodipicolinate synthase 1, chloroplastic. The transcript has 3 exons. NCBI's taxonomy places the organism in Eukaryota, Viridiplantae, Streptophyta, Magnoliopsida, Poales, Poaceae. The record is from RefSeq and is a predicted model, not a curated record. Gene Ontology annotation, molecular function: 4-hydroxy-tetrahydrodipicolinate synthase activity. Bases 174 to 1127 code for a protein of 317 amino acids.
GACAACCUUGUCUAGUGGCUGCGUCGACUCGGUCUGCGAAUCAGGGGAGGAAUUUGAGCAUCGCUUCAGAUCGCUCGAUCUCGAUCGGCGUUGGAAGAUGGACCUGUCGAUCACGGAUCAGAGGCAGAGGGACGUUGGCAGUGGCAGCCGUCAGUUCUGAUGAUUACCUUCCAAUGCGAAGCAAUGAAGUCAAAAAUCGAACAUCGGCAGAUGAUAUCAAAAGCCUUCGAGUAAUCACAGCUGUCAAAACCCCAUAUUUGCCAGAUGGAAGAUUUGAUCUUGAAGCAUAUGAUUCAUUGAUAAAUAUGCAAAUAGACAGUGGUGCUGAUGGUGUAAUAGUUGGAGGAACAACAGGAGAGGGUCACCUCAUGAGCUGGGAUGAACACAUCAUGCUAAUUGGGCAUACUGUUAACUGCUUUGGAACAAAAAUUAAAGUGAUAGGCAACACUGGAAGUAACUCAACCGGAGAGGCUGUUCACGCAACAGAGCAGGGGUUUGCUGUGGGCAUGCAUGCAGCUCUCCAUAUCAAUCCUUACUAUGGGAAGACCUCCACCGAAGGAUUGAUCUCUCAUUUCGAUGAUGUCCUCCCGAUGGGUCCAACCAUCAUUUACAAUGUGCCAUCCAGGACUGGCCAGGAUAUAACUCCUCCAGUUAUUGAGGUAGUUUCACGUCACGCAAACUUGGCUGGCGUGAAAGAAUGUGUUGGACAUGAGAGGGUUAACUGCUACACUGAGAAAGGUAUAACAGUAUGGAGCGGUAAUGACGAUGAAUGCCAUGAUUCUAGGUGGAAAUAUGGCGCCACUGGCGUUAUUUCUGUAGCUAGCAACCUCGUUCCUGGUCUCAUGUGGAAUCUCAUGUAUGAAGGGGAGAAUGCAGUACUAAAUGAGAAACUGUUGCCUCUGAUGAGAUGGUUGUUUUGCCAGCCCAAUCCGAUUGGCCUCAACACUGCCCUGGCCCAGCUCGGUGUGGCGAGGCCUGUAUUCAGAUUACCAUAUGUUCCCCUUCCUCGUGAAAAGAGGGUUGAGUUUGUCCAGAUUGUUGAAUCUAUUGGGCGGGAGCACUUUGUGGGACAGAAAGAGGUUCGAAUUCUUGACGAUGACGAUUUUGUGUUGAUCAGUAGGUAUUAAGAUUCCAUUCGCCAACAAUAUAUGUUGACGAAUCGUGGUGGUAGGGUCACUGCAUGGUAAUCUGCAGCUCUGCUUUAGUCACUUAGCACUUCUUUUUCAUCAGUCGGUUGUUGAUUUCCUUUUUAUUGGAAGUCUGGAACCCAUUUGGUACCUUGGCACUAUAUAAUUGCGGAUCUACUCAGAAAUUAGGACAAUCUAUGAGAUGAACGUCGAAUAACAUGGACUUUAAGUAGUCCAUGUAGACAUAUACACUGUAUUUAUAGCCUGCGUGGAACCACAGAUAGAGACCUUUCCAAUGGUUUC